Molecule: messenger RNA, 1874 nt
Organism: Hypoxylon trugodes
Lineage: Eukaryota; Fungi; Ascomycota; Sordariomycetes; Xylariales; Hypoxylaceae
Product: endothiapepsin
Exons: 2
Coding region: 373-1608 (411 amino acids)
Biological process (GO): proteolysis
Molecular function (GO): aspartic-type endopeptidase activity
Source: RefSeq, a predicted model, not a curated record
UAAGGCGGAUAACUAAUAGCGACCCUAACUAAGUGCAGCUUUUCUUCGGUCGUCGAUUGGGAGAUCUGCAAAAUCCCCUAGACCAAGACCCUGCUCCAUUCAAUUCACCUACUCUUUACGUCUAUUUCACGAUCGCAACGCCCGACGACUCUUGGUUAUAAAUACCUGGCGAGUCAACCAGCCUUGGCCAGAAAUCUUUUUCUCGUCAGGCAAGCAGGUCUCUAGCUGUCAUCUCCGGGCUAGCUUCUUUCUUCUAGACAUAUAUCUAUCACUUUCACUUUCUUUUUCGCUGUAUCCAUUCGCUUUUUUUCAAAACCACAUUUUUUGGCAUUGUAUAUUUCAGCCAUAUAGCAUAUCACAGAUAUAGUCAAAAUGGUUGGAUCAGCUAGCACCAUCGCCAUCGCGGCCGCCGUCGCCGGUCUCGCAACCGCAACCCCGGUACGAACCAAGGUCGGCACUUUCUCCGUCCCUCAGGUCAAGAACCCCGGCUUCAAGCCGCACGGUCCCGCCCAGCUCGCCAAAGCUUACCUCAAGUACGGCGUCAAGCUACCUGAGGGUCUUGCUAAGACCGUGUCCGACUUGAAGAUCCUUCGACGUGACAGCGGCAGUGCUAAGACUACUCCGGAGGAGAAUGACAUUCAGUACUUGACGCCCGUCUCAAUUGGCACCCCGGCCCAAACACUCAACCUGGACUUUGACUCGGGUUCAUCCGACCUCUGGGUUUUCAGCACCGAGCUGCCGGCCGGCUCUGUCAACGGACAGACCCAGUACGACGCAAGCAAGAGCAGCACCGCUAAGAAGCUCAGCGGCGCUUCUUGGGACAUCUCCUACGGCGACGGCAGCUCGUCAAGCGGUGAUGUCUACACAGACACGGUCACCGUCGGUGGCGUUACAUUCAAGAGCCAGGCCGUCGAAGCUGCCAAGCAGGUUUCCGACCAAUUCCAGACCGACUCCAACAACGACGGUCUGCUAGGUCUUGCAUUCAGCAGCAUCAACACUGUUACGCCCACAGCCCAGAAGACUUUCUUCGACAACAUCGCAUCCAGCCUAGACACUGCAGCCUGGACUGCUGACCUCAAGUACCACGAGGCUGGUACUUACGACUUCGGUGUUAUUGACAGCUCCAAGUACACCGGUGACAUCACCUACACUGAUGUUGACUCGAGCCAAGGCUUCUGGAGCUUCACAGCUACCAGCGCCAGCGUCGGCUCUGGACGCAACAACACCGUCCUUAAGGCGUCCGGCUUCUCCGGUAUUGCCGACACCGGUACCACCCUUGCUCUUUUCCCUGACUCGGUUGUCACCGCCUACUACAAGCAGGUGACAGGUGCCAAGCUGGACAACACGCAAGGUGGAUACGUAUUCCCGUGCACCACUACCCCUCCCGACUUCACCUUCGGUGUUGAGGACGCCACCAUUACGAUCCCCGGCAAGUACAUCAACUACGCCCCCGUCGACGAAUCCGGCUCCUCCUGCUUCGGUGGUAUCCAGACCGACGAGGGUAUUGGCUUCUCCAUCUUCGGUGACGUCGCCCUCAAGGCUGCCUUCGUCGUCUUCGACAACUCCAAGGGCACCCCCAGACUCGGCUGGGCCGCUAAGAGCUCGUAAAUUGAUGAUACGCGACGCGAUCCCCGGAGGAUUCCACCUACCUAGGACGCGCGCUGGGAAAUAUUCGCGCGCUACUUGAAUUGUAUGAAUGUAUAGAUGAGGGACUAGGCUGGGGGAUGAUUGAUAGAUGAGACUUGUAUAUGAUUGAGGGGGUGGAUGCAGUAAUUUGCAUGUCACUUUCUUGGGUGGUAAUGAAUUCUAUUGGAGCCUUUCAUGUUCAACCUGAUAGCUUCGUAUAUAUUUAACAAUUGUCAAUUACUCCGAGC